AAUAUGUAUUUUGAGUGACUAUGGUUCAGUAUGUAGGAAAUCGAAAACAGAAGGUGUUUGGAGUAGCCAAUAAUGUAAAUGAUAAAUUGAGUAGAUAGAGUGCGAUUUAUAGAAUUGAUGUUUUGUCGAUUAUGCUUUGAAGUGGCAUGUGGUGAAGUGUGUUCUAGAAAUGCCAGUAGGUGGUACAGAGGAUCAAAGCAGCUCCACAUUGUCAAACCCCAACGGUGCUACCAACUUAGCAGAGCCAGAGAUAAAACAGGAAAAUGGAUACAAUGGUGAAAGCCUGGACUGUUGCUUUCCAAGCACCAGUGGUGCUGAAAAGCCAUCAUCUUCCUUUACUGAAGUGGCGGUGGAGGUGUCCAAAAAGGCACAGUCCUCAUUGCAGAUUGACAGGCAGCAGAUUCAGGCAGUGGAGAGAAGUGCCCAAGCUGCAGAGCUGCAAGGGCUGGGAGUUGACGUGUAUGACCAGGACGUGUUGGAACAAGGGGUGCUCCAGCAGGUGGACAGAGCAAUAAGUGAAGCAAACCAGGCUGCCAAAAGAGCAGAAGCUGAAAAGGAGUAUGAAGAGCUAUUAGAUGAAUUGAGGUCAUGUUCUGCCUCUUUAAAACAUGUCAAUAAGAUUAUCGAACAGCUUGCUCCUCAUGCUGCCACCAGCAAAGAUAUCCAUCGAAAAAUUGAGUCUGUGAAACGACAGAAAGAAAACAAGGAGAAGCAGCUUAAAAAGGUAAAAGCCAAACAAAAGCGUCUCCGAGCAGUCCUCGGCGGUGAAGAUAUUGAGAAGAUUGAGGCUGAAUUACAAGAUGAGGAGGAUGAAGAGCCGGGACCCUCCUGUCUUGGCAGUAUGCUAAUUCCAGCACAGGAAACAGAAUGGGAGGAACUCAUUCGGACUGGCCAGAUGACCCCUUUUGGCACAAAGAUUCCCCAAAAGCAGGAGAAGAAGGAGCCCCGAAAGAUCAUGCUUAAUGAUGUCUCUGGCUUUGAGAAGUACCUGGCAGAUCAGGCCAAGAUAGCGGUGGAAAGAAAAAAGCCACAUGUCGGCAAGAUGGCAAAGAAAAUGACUGGGACCAAAGCUGACCACAAAAAGAGGACCUCACAAGAGAAAAGCAAAGAAAAUAGAAAGAUGUCAAGCAAAGAUAAACAGCUGAAGAAGCGGGUGCAGAGGAUACAGAAUAACGCGCUGAAAAUGAAAUUUAAAGCAGGAGAUAAGGAAGAGAAGCAUUUGCACACCCCAAAAAGCAAGUUCAAGGGAGACCACGGAUCUGAGAGUGAUGAGUCAGAGUAUGUGCCAAGUGAUGAGUUGUUUGACCCAGACGAACCAGAGAAAGAGGAUGAGUUCUAUAUUGAUGAUGAUGAAGAAUAUGAACUGAAACCAUAUGCAUUGAAGAAGCAACUUACUGUAAGGAAACCAAAAGAAGAAAAUGAUUCUGAUUAUUUUCCUAGCAGUUCAGACGAUGAAGACCCCAAGAAAAAGAGUCACGUGAAAAGAUGUACAGAUGAUGGGAAUAUUGAGUUGUAUAAGCAAAGAAUAAGGAGGUGGAAGCGGCAGAGACUCAGAGAGAAAGAGGAGCGUCGCGUGGCAGGUGAAGAAGACUCUGAAGACAGUGAUGCAGAGUUUGAUGAAGGCUUCAAAGUGCCAGGAUUCCUCUGGAAAAAGCUCUUUAAGUACCAACAGACAGGUGUCAGGUGGCUGUGGGAAUUGCACUGCCAGCAGGCAGGAGGAAUUCUGGGAGAUGAGAUGGGAUUGGGCAAGACCAUCGAGAUAAUUGCCUUCCUGGCAGGCCUGAGCUACAGUAAGAUCAGGACGCGUGGAUCGAAUUACAGAUAUGCUGGAUUGGGUCCUACUGUGAUUGUCUGUCCAGCCACAGUGAUGCACCAAUGGGUUAGAGAGUUUCAUACAUGGUGGCCUCCAUUUAGAGUGGCUGUCCUCCAUGAUACUGGCUCUUUCACUAGUAAAAAGGACAAACUUAUCCCUGAAAUUGUGGCCUGCCACGGGAUUAUCAUCACCUCCUAUUCCUACAUUCGAAUUAUGCAAGAUUACAUUCAAAAAUACGACUGGCACUAUGUCAUUCUAGAUGAGGGGCACAAAAUUCGUAACCCAUAUGCAGGCGUAACAGUUGCAUGUAAACAGUUCCGCACACCACAUCGUUUCAUUCUGUCUGGUUCGCCUAUGCAGAAUAACUUGAAAGAACUCUGGUCCCUGUUUGACUUUGUUUUUCCAGGAAAGUUAGGAACACUUCCUAUCUUUAUGGAACAGUUUUCAGUCCCUAUUACUAUGGGAGGAUAUUCAAAUGCAUCGCCAGUUCAGGUGCAGACUGCAUAUAAAUGUGCUUGUGUUCUACGAGAUACCAUAAACCCAUAUCUUCUUCGGAGAAUGAAGGCAGAUGUUAAAACAAAUCUCUCCUUGCCAGACAAAAAUGAACAGGUGCUCUUUUGUCGGUUAACAGAUGCCCAGCGCCAAGUCUACCAAAACUUCAUUGAUUCCAGUGAAGUUUAUAAGAUCCUGAAUGGGGACAUGCAGAUUUUCUCUGGCCUGAUCGCCUUGAGGAAGAUCUGUAAUCACCCUGACCUAUUUUCUGGUGGUCCUAAAAUCUUGAAAGGAAUACCCGAAGAUCAGUUAACAGAGGAAGAGCAUUUUGGGUUCUGGAAGCGGUCUGGAAAGCAGAUAGUGGUGGAGACUCUGCUUCGCCUUUGGCACAAGCAGGGCCAUCGAGUGUUGCUCUUUUCACAGUCAAGACAGAUGCUGGACAUCCUGGAGGUAUUUGUCAGAGAAAACGGCUACUCUUACCGCAAAAUGGAUGGGACCACAACAAUAGCUUCAAGGCAGCCUCUCAUAAGACAGUACAAUGAGGAUACCUCCAUAUUCGUGUUUCUUCUUACCACCAAAGUGGGUGGCAUAGGCGUUAACCUGACUGGAGCUAACAGGGUUAUUAUUUAUGAUCCUGACUGGAACCCUAGUACAGACAUCCAGGCUCGUGAGCGAGCUUGGAGGAUAGGCCAGAAGAAGCAAGUGACUAUUUACAGGCUUCUGACAGCUGGGACUAUUGAAGAGAAGAUCUACCACAGACAAAUCUUUAAGCAGUUCCUCACAAACCGAGUGCUUAAGGACCCAAAGCAACGGCGUUUUUUCAAGUCCAAUGACAUUUAUGAGCUUUUCACACUGAGCAGUCCUGAUGGCUCCCAGGGAACUGAAACUAGUGCCAUCUUUGAAGGCACUGGUUCAAUGGUUGAGGUACCAAAGAGGCUUCAAAAAGCUAAGAAGACUAAGCCUUCAACACCAAGCAGAAACUUGCUUAAGCAAAGUACACACACAAGUCAACAUGCAAUCAGAGAAAAUCUGGAAGUGUCUUUGUCUGACAAAGCUGAAAAUGUUGGUGCUAAUGGUUCUAAAGUGACUGUGACCGAACAUGAAAAUAUGACCAUUGCUAAUGAAAAUGGCAGCUACAACGACAGUUUUAAUGGGGAAACCAAUACUUCAGUUAUUGAACAGGCUUCGGCUUCUAGUGAUAAUUGUGGACAGGCUGCUGAUGUGCCAUCAAACAAUGUACAGGACACAAUAAAACUGCACAGUGACCCAGAUAAAAUCAGUCCUCAGAAACAGAAAGAGAAAAAGAAGCACUGUGAAACUGAAGGAAGAAAACAGCUUUCAGAGGCAGCAGCGCACAAGCACAGAAAAUAUAAGCGUUCAGAAGAUGCCAGGUUUGAAGGGCAUCGCAUACCACAUUUGGUUAAAAAAAGGAGGCACAACAAAGAAGAUCAUACUGAAGCUAAUGAAGAUCGGAAAAAGAGUGAUGAUUAUGUCUUGGAAAAACUUUUCAGAAAGUCAGGUAUACACAGUGUGAUAAAGCAUGAUUCCAUCAUGGAGGCCUCUAACCCAGACUAUGUGUUAGUGGAAGCAGAAGCUAAUAGAGUGGCCAAAGAAGCUUUGAAGGCACUGAAGGCCUCACGGCAGCGUUGCCUGGGAGCGUCUUCUGGCGUGCCAACGUGGACUGGCAGCAACAGCCUACCGGGAACACCAGCUGGUGGAAAAAAAAGGUUUGGUCAAAAGAAAAACCCUUUGUUGGCUGUCCCAACUUCAGUUACCACAACCACUCCAGAGAAAUGCAAGGAUGCUUACGUCUUGAAGAAAUCUGGAGCGAAGAAAAAUUCUUCUGGUGGUCACUUUAGUGGGGAGGGAAUAGAGGAAGAAUCCAGUUCCACUGCCCUAUCUUCAUCUGCACUACUGGCAAAAAUGAGAGCCAGGAACCACAUGACCCUGUCCCAGACCAUUGAAGACGAGGAGGAUCAGAAUAUGCAGCAAGCAUCUUCAGCACUACUGACCCCAACUGAACAUGAUGAACUGCUGGUGGAUUUGAGGAACUUUAUUGCAUUCCAGUCUGAGGUGGAUGGACAAGCUACAACUCGGGAGAUACUGCAAGAGUUCAGUCCAAAGCUGACUGCCUCCCAGACAGCAGUUUUCCGAGAAUUGUUAAGAAACUUAUGUAACUUCCAUAGAAAUCCUGGUAAAGAGGGUGUUUGGAAACUUAAACCAGAAUUCAGGUGACUUUUCUAUGCUGCUUUGUUGUUUGUUGUUGUUUUUUUUUAAUUUUUUUAUUAUUACAAAUGUUUUACUGGCAAAUACUUGAAACUGAGGCUGCAUUCACACUGGGUCCGUUUCAAACGGACUCGGUCUGGUUCGUUUCAAUUGAAACAAUGUAUCAAUGUGCUUGCUGUCCACACUUAUCUGGGAGCAAAGGGACCGAGUUCGUUUGGAUGCUAGAUAAAGUUCAUUUUUUUUGGUCCCCUUCCAUUUUUUUCAGAACUGGGUUCAUUUGUGUUCACAAUGCAGUUUUCAAGUGCACUCGGCUCGUUUAUAUGGUGUGUGAACUGGACGUUUACAAUAUCCUGCAAGGCAUAUUGAAAGAUGACAGCUCUGGGGGAGCAUUUUGCUAAUUUAAUGAAUACAUUUGAAUGAUGUACAGUAGGAGAAUGCAGUUUAUGUAAUUCUGCACGGUUCUCCUAAUGUCGAUAUUGAACAGAGCUUCAAUUUCUCGUGCUGUCCAUGUAGUUUAGGAUUACCAGAUUUCCACAGUGAAAAACUGGGAAUUUUUUUUCUCUUUAAUUUACUGACGAUGUAGCAACUCCUGAAGCCAAAAAUAACAGUAUAUAAAAUAACACAAUAAUAGUUUAAAAAUUGGGUAAAUUUAUUGCAGUUCAUAACAACUCAUUAUUUUCUUUAUAUUGCCAUCUAGUCAAAACAUGUGAAAUGUACAAAAAGCCAGAUUUAAAAAAUAGAUCAGCUAUUAUCAUUUAAACAUAUGGUAUACACAUAAUCAGAAUGGUUAAACAAAUAAUCCAUAGGAUUGUUUUUUUUAUUUUUUUUAAUGGCUCUAACACACAACCUAAUGCAUUACUUUAUUAAUUGCUGAGCAUGCUGUUUACAAAUAAUAAUAAUAAUAAUAAUAAUAAUAAUAAUAAUAAUAAUAAUAAUACAAAAGCAAAACCGGGACGUUUAACAAGUUUAAUGUUUCUGACCAGGAGAACAAAUUACGGCUGAAAACUGUGACAAUUACAAUUUUCCCAGGAUGUCUGGUAAUCCUAAUACAGCUCCCCCGAGGCGUUGUUUGUUUACUUCCGAGUCAGGUUACCGUAUAUAUUUCCGAUGUGCAAAAGGAAGAGUCCAGCUGUUGCUCACGUUGACAUUUAACAAGCGAACCAGACUCUUUGCAUUUGCCAAACGGACAGAGACCACCUCUUUGAACCGUUCCGAACCGUACAGAGUGCGGACUAAACCCUGUAAAUGGACCCAGUAUGAACACAGCCUGAGUUCUCUGAAUUCUUUAAAAGAGAUGCAAAUCUUAGUGCCUACCUCGGUAAGAAACAUUAUUGGUGUUUUGUACAGCAUACUGUUCGUACCCAUCUUUAUUAAUCGAUUUUAUAAACUAGAUUCAACUGGAAUGGUUGCAUCUUUUCUAUGCCUUUUGAAAAGUUACAUUAAAUAAACCUAAUUCUUAUUGGUUAAAAUAAUGAAAA
Messenger RNA from Acipenser ruthenus (sterlet), 6009 nucleotides. It is a transcript of the gene ercc6, whose product is annotated as excision repair cross-complementation group 6. Gene Ontology annotation, molecular function: ATP binding; ATP-dependent chromatin remodeler activity. Gene Ontology annotation, cellular component: nucleus. Lineage: Eukaryota; Metazoa; Chordata; Actinopteri; Acipenseriformes; Acipenseridae. Gene Ontology annotation, biological process: transcription-coupled nucleotide-excision repair. The coding region runs from base 170 to 4540 and encodes 1456 amino acids. The transcript is spliced from 21 exons. The record is from RefSeq and is a predicted model, not a curated record.